AUGUUCUUCACCAAUCUGUAAUCUACUGCCAUUUUAGAUCUGCUUGGAGUUCGUUGCUUUGUGUGGAGACAAACGUUUUUGGAAGAAGGAAGAGAAGAUGUUGGGUAUAUUCAACAAAGGGCUGGUUCAGCCGCCUCAGGAGCUGAAUAGUCCGGCGCCAUUGAAUUCUUCUGUGAAGCCCAAGCAUUCGCAAGAGAUUCUCAAGGAUUUCAUUUCUCAUUCUAGUAAUACUUUCUCUAUCAGCUUUGGAGAUGCAACGUCUUUUGCUUAUCUUCCACCGGAGAAAUCAUCUUCCAUUCAUCAGAGAAUGUUUUGUGCUGUGGAUGGAAUAUACUGCGUUUUCUUGGGGAGCCUAAACAAUCUGUGCCACCUGAUCAAGCAGUAUGGGCUAUCGAAGGGCACCGAUGAGGCGAUGUUCGUGAUCGAGGCCUACAGAACUCUCCGUGACCGGGGCCCAUACCCGGCCGAUCAGGUCCUCAAAGAUCUGGACGGAAGCUUUGGGUUUGUCGUCUAUGAUAACAAUGCAAAAACUGUAUUUGCUGCACUGGGUGGGAAUGAAGAAAUUAGGCUCUUCUGGGGCAUUUCAGCUGAUGGUUCUGUUGUGAUUUCUGACAAGUUGGAGGUCGUAAAAGGAAGCUGUGCUAAAUCAUUUGCACCAUUCCCUACUGGGUGCAUGUUCCACAGUGACCACGGGUUGAAGAGCUUUGAGCAUCCAACGAAGAAAAUGAAGGCAAUGCCUAGGAUUGAUAGCGAGGGGGUCAUGUGUGGGGCCAACUUCAAGGUUGAUGUCCAAUCCAAGAUCCACAGCAUGCCACGUGUUGGCAGCGAAUCCAACGGGGCAAUAUGGGGAUCACAUACCUGAUUAAUCAAUCGGGAUUCUUAAAUACAAUAAUGUGAAACCCCAUCCACCUUCCUAAACAGUUGAUUUUAGGCUUCUCUUUUUUCUUUUUUCUUUUUUGUUUAAAAAAAAAUUGUUGUAGAGAGUUUAAUUCAAUUGCAGUUAUUGUAUAUAAAUAAAUAAAAGAAUGUUUUUAAGUAUUA
Alnus glutinosa is the source of this 1041-nucleotide messenger RNA. Its product is annotated as stem-specific protein TSJT1-like. NCBI's taxonomy places the organism in Eukaryota, Viridiplantae, Streptophyta, Magnoliopsida, Fagales, Betulaceae. The coding region runs from base 98 to 862 and encodes 254 amino acids. The record is from RefSeq and is a predicted model, not a curated record. The transcript has 4 exons.